Alternaria alternata is the source of this 1040-nucleotide messenger RNA. RefSeq names its product phosphatidylglycerol/phosphatidylinositol transfer protein precursor. Gene Ontology annotation, biological process: intracellular sterol transport. Bases 129 to 632 code for a protein of 167 amino acids. The record is from RefSeq and is a predicted model, not a curated record. Lineage: Eukaryota; Fungi; Ascomycota; Dothideomycetes; Pleosporales; Pleosporaceae. Gene Ontology annotation, molecular function: sterol binding. The transcript is spliced from 3 exons.
CUCUCCACAACAACCCCGACCAUCCUACCCCAACUUCGAAUUCACAUCGAAGUUCUUCCCGUCGUGUUUAUCGCGCGACUAUAACACUACAGCUCGUCUCUAGUACCGCAGCUGUCUUCACCGCCGCCAUGCAGCUCACCACCCUCUUGCUCGCCGCGCUAAGCGCCGUCUCUGUCUCUGCAUCGCCCUCAUGGAUGGGUGGCGACCAGGUCACGAUCCAGGAAGAGUACAAGGUCCCAGGCGACAACCCCUUGUAUUUCUGCGGUGACCCAGCCAACGAUCUUCUUAAGAUUGAGAAGGUUGACCUGAGCCCCAACCCACCCAAGCCCGGCGAGACGCUCAGCAUCAAGGCCACAGGCGACUUCAAGGAGGAAGUCGGUGAGGGCUUCACAAUGCACUUGCAAGUCAAGUACGGCAUCAUCACACUCAUCAACCAGAAUGCAGACGGCUGCGAAACGAUAAAGAAGGGCGAUCUCGAGUGCCCGCUUAAGAAGGGCGAGAUGAGCUUGACCAAGGAUGUUGACCUGCCCAGGGAGAUCCCUCCGGGCCAGUACACUGUUCUCGCAGACGUCCUUACCAAGGACGGCGACAAGAUUACUUGCCUGACCGCCAAGAUCGCUUUCCACCGGUAAAUUGCCUCACCUUCGUUUCGCCGCCACAACACACGACGAGCAGCGAUGGGAUCUGAUGUUCACACAUGUAGGGGAGAUACGGAGGACAGUAAUGCGGGCAGUGGUAGUAAAGUCAAGUUUGGACAGCCGAGAGUGCAAAUGUCUGGGCCCCUCGCCGGGCUUGUGCAAGAGCGAUUGAGGCGAAGGAACGAGCUGUAACCAAAUGUUGGCGAAUUGUUUUCAUGUCUUGAAUCACGAUACCAGUGCGAGGUUGGCUUUACUGUUUUGCGUGUGGAUUUGGACGUAGGGAUGGACCAUGGCUUAAUGUAGAUACGACGGACAUGCAUAUAUUCUGUGGCACGAUUGACUCUUUGACCCUGUUUUGUAAUGGAUAUCAUAUCUGCGCACGUUGAAUGUUGUAUGUACACA